This is a messenger RNA of Acinonyx jubatus (cheetah), 2475 nucleotides long. It is a transcript of the gene CA3H2orf81, whose product is annotated as chromosome A3 C2orf81 homolog. Lineage: Eukaryota; Metazoa; Chordata; Mammalia; Carnivora; Felidae. The coding region runs from base 626 to 2416 and encodes 596 amino acids. The record is from RefSeq and is a predicted model, not a curated record. The transcript is spliced from 4 exons.
AUCACAGGCGCGCUGCGAACAGUAGACAGCGGUGAUUACAGCGGGAGGAAUGGGGGGUGCUGUCAUGAGGCACUAAAGACCACUGGGAGUGGGUAAGGAUGUGAUGGGGAACCCGAGGAUGGCGAUAGGAGAGUCCGGAGCGGGGAGGUCUUGGGGAGCGGGAAAAGGGAACCCUAGGGCUGAGUCAUGGGGCGAUGGGGAAAUCCCAGAGGAGGAAUGGUGAUGGCACAGGACCCGAUGGCCCCAAGCGCCCGAGCGAAGGCGGGGUGAGGCAGGGUAGCCACCGCACCCCUCUUCCUUCAGCUGGCACCCUGAAGCUCCCGGCGAGGGUCAGAGUUCACACCCGCAGGUCGGCUUGCCUGACUGCGGAAUCUUGAGGUCCCUGCGAAUCCACCGCCACCAUAGAGACGACGCACGUACGCACGGCCAAUAGGCGGGGCCGAGCAACCCAAACGUACAGAGCGCGGCGCGGUUGCCAGGGCAACUGUGGGCGGGGCGAAUCGGCCUGCGAGGGGUGAGCCUCUCCGUGCUAGGCGCCGUUGCUAGGGCGACGGUUAGGCAGGAGCGGCGGCAGCAAGGCUGGGAAGCUGCUUGAAACCCCGGGGUUGGAGCGACCGCUGCGGCGAUGGCUCACGAAGGCUCGAGGCAGAUCCGGGACCGCGGGGUGACCCGAUCCAAGGCGGAAAAAGCGCGACCGCCUACGGUUCAGGUACCACAGGUGGACAUCGUGCCUGGGCGGCUCACGGAAGCGGAAUGGAUGGCGUUCACGGCCCUCGAGGAGGGAGAGGAUGUUGUGGGGGACAUCUUGGCUGAUCUGAUGACGCGAGUAAUGGACUCUGCCUUCAAAGUCUACCUGACCCAGCAGUGCAUUCCAUUCACCAUCAGUCAGGCCCGGGAGGCGAUGUUGCAGAUCACCGAGUGGCGCUUCCUGGCCAGGGACGACGGAGAAUCUGCAGUGGCCGAGGACCCCACGUGGGGCGAGGACGAGGAACCUUUGGCAUGCGCGACGGAUGCCUGGGCUCAGGGAUCAGUGCCCGUGCUGCAAGCGCCCGCCUCUGUGGGGCUGGAGGAGAUCUUCCAAGGCGAAGACCGAGGGAGCGUGGACCAGAUCUCUUUAGGAAGAUCGUGGACGGCGAGAGGCUCUCAGGAGCAGAUGGAAUCUUGGGAGCCUUCUCCAGAGCUGCGAGUCACUCCGGGCCCCCCACCUACCCCAGAGCUGUUUCAGGAGACAGGGACCGAGGGCCUUUUAGAGGAACUGGACGUCCAGGCCGGAGACCAUCAGUCUUCGGCUGGAUCCUUGAACUCGAGCAGCCAGCUGUCGGUGGAGAUGGCUCUCGACGGCAGUCCCCCACCUUUUCCGGAUCUGUCCCAGGUAGCCAGCACCCAGGCAUCAGCCCAGAGGGUACCGCCCCGCAGCUCCCAGUUCUCGCUGGAGGACCUCUAUCAUUGCACCGCCCAGCCGCACGCGGCUGGGGACUGGCUGAAGCUCAAGAAGGAGAAAGUGCCCCGCAUGGACGGCCCCUCCUCCUCAUUCGAGCCACAGGAGCCUAGGUGCGCGGACGCGCUGCGGGGCGCGCGUCACUACAGGGUGGGACGCAUGGCCCGGGCGCGCCUGGACCCCGCGCGGCUGCCGCGCCACUGGGUGCGCCCGCUGGCUGAGGUUCUGGUUCCAGACUUCGAGGCGCGCCCGCUGGAAGCCUACCGCGGGAGCAAGAGGGGCGGGAAGACGGAGGCUCGGGCCAGACCCCUAGCACCGGGCCCCAGUGUCCGCGUCUCCCCGACAGUUUUCUUUUCUCUCUCGCCUAGUGCUCCUUUCCGUGUCUUGGGCCCGGGCCCUGCUCUCCAAUCCCCCUCUUUGAGCUUAGGCCCACCGCCGCCAGGCUUUGGGUCAAAGUCGGCCUUUCCCAGCCCUGGGCUUCGCUUUCUUGCCACCCACCCAACCCUCCAGGAUCUGGCCCGGAGCCCCAGCCCUAAACAGUGGCCAGGUGCCAAGUGGCCCAGUGGCUGGGAGGGGGCGGCCGAGUUGCUGGGCGAGAUGUGGGUAGGCCGCUGCCACGUACCUCUGCAUGGCCUUCAUCCCAGGGACCUGGAGGGUCAGGAUCCACACAGGAGGCCUCAGACGGCAUCCCGAGUCCUCGAGGCCACGUCCCAGGUGAUGUGGAAGCCCAUGUUGCUGCCUGAGGCAGUGAAGCUGGCUCCUGGUGUGAGCUUGUGGAACCCAACCACCCAGGUGCUGCUCAGAUCUGCAGUACCCCAGCAGGCAGACACAGAAGGCAGCAUCUCUCUUCCCAUCCAGCAGCACCCCAUCCAGACUGGUGCCCCAAAGCCUCAGGUGACCAUGAGACAGCUAACGAAGAACUCAACACCCAAAGUGUGGCCACUCCUCUCCAAGGACCUGACCCAUUCUGGGUCCUGAAGCUCAGCCAGUACUUUCCUUCUUUCUACUUGCCAGAAUAAACACCUCAGUUGCUUUAA